GGCUUUGGUGGCGGCCGCAUUGGGUCGUGGCUGGUCCGCGCCUCGCUUCCAGUCCGGGGCUGAGGCGGCUGUGUCGAGGACUGGGGGGCGGCCAACCACCACCCCCUGACACCCGCCCUCUCCUCCGUCACCCCAUCCCGGGGUGCCUGCCAUGAAUGUGGACGUGGAGUUCCACAUUCGCCACAACUACCCCUGGGCCCGCCUCCCUGCCAGCGUCAAGCAGGGUCUUGGAAACUCACAACGGGAAUAUGAAAAGCAGGUUGUGCUAUAUAGUAUCCGCAAUCAGUUGCGGUAUCGGAAUAACUUAGUUAAGCAUGUCAAGAAAGAUGAACGCAAAUACUAUGAGGAACUUCUGAAGUACAGCAGAGAUCAUCUCAUGUUAUACCCAUAUCACUUGUCUGACAUCAUGGUGAAAGGCUUGAGGAUAACGCCCUUUUCAUAUUACACAGGAAUAAUGGAGGAUAUAAUGAACAGUGAAAAAAGCUAUGAUUCAUUGCCCAAUUUUACUGCUGCAGAUUGCCUAAGGCUGCUUGGCAUAGGAAGAAACCAGUACAUUGAUCUAAUGAACCAGUGUAGAUCAUCAAAAAAAUUUUUCAGAAGGAAAACAGCUCGUGAUUUGCUGCCUGUGAAACCAGUAGAGAUUGCUAUAGAGGCUUGGUGGGUGGUACAAGCUGGUUACAUCACUGAGGAUGACAUAAAGAUUUGCACUAAUGCUGAAAAAUCUGCUAUUGAUAAGAUCAUUGAUUCAGGUCCUCAGCUUGCUGGAUCUCUGGACUACAACAUUGUUCACAGUUUAUAUAAUAAAGGAUUUAUUUACCUUGAUGUACCAAUAUCAGAUGACAGUUGUAUAGCAGUGCCCCCGCUCGAAGGUUUUGUUAUGAACAGAGUACAGGGUGAUUAUUUUGAAACCCUGUUGUAUAAGAUAUUCGUUUCAAUCGAUGAACACACAAACGUGGCAGAGCUUGCAAACGUCCUGGAGAUAGAUCUGUCACUGGUGAAGAAUGCUGUCUCCAUGUACUGUCGGUUGGGGUUUGCCCAUAAAAAGGGGCAAGUAAUAAAUCUGGAUAAUAUUCAUUUGUCAUGGAGGAGAGUUCCAUCUAUAAACAGGCUGAAAACUACUUUGGAUCCACAGAAGAUGCUGCUAUCCUGGGAUGGCACAGAAAGCAGGAGCCCUGUGCAGGAGACGGGGUCAUCCGCCACAGAUACAGACACAAAUAGCCAAGAUGACCAGGGUGAUACUGCCAGUGUGAGCAGCUUGAGUCUGUCGAGUGGACACAUGAAGCGCAUAGCCUUCUUGUUUGAUUCAACUCUUACUGCCUUCUUAAUGAUGGGGAAUCUCUCACCAAAUUUGAAAAGUCAUGCAGUCACCAUGUUUGAAGUUGGAAAAUUGUCAGAUGAGUCUUUGGACAGUUUUCUUGUAGAGCUUGAAAAGGUUCAAAGCACAGGAGAGGGUGAAGCGCAAAGAUACUUUGAUCAUGCACUAACCCUGAGAAAUACUAUCCUGUUUCUAAGACACAAUAAGGACCUCGUGGCUCAAGUUACACAGCCUGAACAACCUAAUAAUGGUUUUCCUCUGGAUUUACUGCGCUGUGAAAGUUUGCUUGGCUUGGACCCUGCCACAUGCAGUAGAGUUUUGAACAAAAACUACACACUGCUUGUCUCCAUGGCACCUCUCACAAAUGAAAUUCGGCCCAUCAGCAGCUGUACACCCCAGCAUAUUGGACCAGCUAUUCCAGAAGUUAGCUCUGUAUGGUUCAAGCUCUAUAUCUAUCAUAUUACUGGACAAGGGCCACCAUCCCUGUUGUUAUCUAAAGGAGCAAGACUUCGAAAACUUCCGGAUAUCUUUCAGGGUUAUGACCGCUUGUUGAUAACCUCUUGGGGGCAUGACCCAGGAGUCGUCCCAACUUCAAAUGUGCUCACUAUGUUGAAUGAUGCUUUAACCCAUUCUGCUGUUCUGAUUCAGGGGCAUGGCAUGCAUGGUAUGGGAGAAACUAUCCACAUGCCGUUUCCAUUCGAUGACGCGGAACAGCAGGGAGAUUUUUCUCGUCUCAACAUGGGUGUUCAUAAAGCGCUGAAGAUGUUACGGGAAAAGAUGGAUCUGCAGCAUUUCUGUGGCUAUGUAACCAUGUUGAACCCUUUCAGUCAUCAUGUGAACAGAAAGCUGAGUGAUGCUUCUGAUGGAAAAGGUGAGGCAGAGCUGGCACUGGGCUCAGAUGUAAAUGGAAGCACUGAAUCAUUUGAAAUGGUCAUUGAAGAGCCAUCCAUAGAUUCAGCAGCUAAGCAAAGUCCCGAAGUUCCUACAACAGAACUGGAAUGGGUUCCCCUGGAACUGUGCUUUGGAAUUCCACUCUUUAGCUCAGAAUUAAACCGGAAAGUCUGCCGGAAAAUUGCGAGCCAUGGGUUGUGUAGCAGAGACAGCCUUCAAAAACUGUUACAUUCCAGUAGAAAACUUUCUCUUCAGGUCCUUAGCUUUGUCCAUUCAUUCCAGGAAAGCAUUUCAACCGUGGAAUUACUUUCAGAGACCAACUUCUCUUCUUCAGCUGCAAGUUUACUUUCGCAUCCAGCUUCUGCUGACACAGGCGUCCCGCUUCCUGCCAAGAAUCUAAUGUUCAAGGACGGCGUAUUAUCAGAAUGGAAUGGACGGUCUCCUUCCUCUGUCCUUAUCGCAACCGUGCUCCCGGAACACCUGAAGUAGUUUGAGAAUUCCCCGUGUGGUGUUCACAUCUUGCCUUUUUUCUCCUGGUAACCAACUGCAUUCAACUUCCAGUGCCAAUCUUCUCAGAAGUUCAAUGCUACUACAGCAUGACCUCUGCAAUGAUAAGUGUUAUUAAAGUGUCUAGUGUUGCACUUAACCUGGAGGAGAUGCACCCCCAUCUCCCCCAUCUGUUACUGCAUGACCUGCUGCAACAGAAAGCUUCUUAGCUCUUGGCCUGUCUCUCUUUUUAUCUCAAGACAAUCAAUCUUUCUUUUAUAAUGGAAAGCACCCUUCUUAGGCUCUCUGAUUGUUGAAUUUGUAUGCCUUCACAACGGAUAAUAGUAAUUUUAUACAUUAGUGAUGCAGAUCUUAAAAUUGCUUCUAAUUUUUGUAUUGUAUUAACAUGUAACAGUUAAACAGUUUUUGGCAUUAGAAUGGCACAAACGGUAUUCAAGUAGUGUAACAAAAGCAUCAGUGAUGCUGGUGAGGCUGUUGGGGGGUCAUGGAGGGAAUGGUUAUCGACAUAUUUAAUAAUUAGCUAUUAACUACCUGAUAGGAAGAAUAGUGGGGGAGCAUCAAGCUGUUUUCUAAGCAGUUUUAAUCUUAAACUUAAAAAAGCACCUAAAGAUGUCUCCUGCAAAAACUUUCAGAGAUGGAAAUAAUUUUCAUCCGUGGUCAAACCUCAUUGUUUGAUGGAAUUUUGCCAGAGUUAAAUGUGGUGCUGUCUGUACAUAGAAAUCCUUGUUUAGAAACUGUGUUCAUCCAACUUGGUUUUAUCAACACAUUUACAAUACAUUGAAAAGCACGGGGCCCUUUGGCUCCAGUCACUUCUUUGUCCAAAGUUAACGAAGAGCCUGCUUGCAUCACCACUUCAUUGUGGGGUAGCUGUCCUCAAGCCUUGCAUGUGAUGGCCUCCGGCCCAUACUUCGCCAGCCGCCCAUGUGACUCUACCGCCACGUGUGAGAUUCAGCUUUUGCUUCGGCACUGCAGGAAGCUGCAGCGAUGUUGCAACAGCUGAUCACGUGCCUAUUGGUAGGUGCACAUGGAUUUUCAAGCACACUUCAGACUCCCGGGAAAACCGGUUGCAUGAAUAGGUGCUAACCAGUGAAAAGCACAGAACAGUUGGUCAGUAUGGAAAGCAGUCUGCAAAGCUUUGUGUCCCUAAUGAGUGUGGCAUGUCGUGGAGGCUGCGUUGAAGCAGUUCGUAGUGGAUUCUUCCCACUGAUAUCUGACAUGGAGAAAGUCCGUAAGCUGAAGCAAGCCCACCUCGUGUCGAACUCUUACCUUCCAUAUAGCAGUUGACUCAGCUAUUCGGAUUGAGAACAGACCUGUAUCUCAUUGGCAAGCUUAGGUUGCAGUCCGCUGAAGAACGUCUGCUCUCCACUGAGACGACAGGAGCACUGGUAUCACCUGUAUGCAGUUGCCAUUUGUCUCAGUGGGGAUGGCACAGAAGAACAUUCCAGUGGAUUGAGCCAUGGUGGGGGAGGUGUUGCUGUUCACCACGGGAAAAGUCUUAAGCGAAGAUUAUUGCAUUUUGAUCCUUUAUAUUUUUUCUCAGUGUUCCCUUCUUAGAAGGGCAGGAGGAGUGUAUGCAGUGUUGUAUAACAGUUAGCUUUGUAUAGUUCCUAUGAACUCCAUGCUUGUGGUUCUUCUAGUUUCAGGAUCUUUGCAACAGCUGUGAAAUGUAAAAAUGCAGCUGUAAAACAGUUAAAAUUAGAGCCUUUCAUGUCAAAUCAGUGUGGUCUAAAAGGUUUUAUAUAGGGGCUUUCAGGAAGGGUGGCUAUUUUACUGGAAUAGUUUUUUAAAAGGCAUGUUAGUAGGCUAUAAUGGUUGGGAUAUUUGGGGGACCAAAAACCCAGGGAACAUCGAAGUGGCAUUUAAAUAGGAUGCAGUAAUAGCAGGUUCCUUCUCUAGUUAUGUAGAUCUAUAGAGAGAGAGAUAACAGGAUUUGUUGUGCAUAUUUUAAAAAUGGGAAAUAUGUUACAAUUAUCUGCAUUCUAAUUGUUAGAAAUGGAUUCUCUGUUUCUCUCUUUCUUGUUCCUUCUGUUUUUACACACUAAUUCUGGAAAUAAAGGGUUCUCUUUCGUCUUAAAAGCAGGCAUGAUGCAUACUUUGCAUAAGCAGAGAUGGUUUUGGCCAUCUCUGCUUUGUCCUUUUGUUUUUUGUAUUUUCCCCCUCUACAGUAUGAGUGGGACUCUUUUAUGCUGCACACAGCACAGGGCUUCACCUGCUAAAAUGACUUAGCAUGCACACCCAGUGCUUCUGGACGGCUAUCGCAAUGGAGAUGCAACUGCAGGCGCUUUAUUGCAGUCUAACACAAGAACGUGUUUAGAUGAAGGCUAACUGGGCACUCAGCUUGUUACCCCAAAGUAUUUCAGGGCUGCGAACUGAUUUUUAAAAAUGCUCAGCACAUGCCUGCCCAGCUCCUGUGCACUGAUCAGCAACAUAAUACGCAGAAAUCAGUAGACUGAAAAUGUUCACAGCGCACACUUAUCACUUGCUGAUGGGCUCAUGUCAAGGUUCUCCCGAUAGGUCACAAGAGCAGGGGCGAAUGAAAGAGUUGGCAAUGCUAAAGCAGUUUCCCUAAAGUCAUCUGCUCUACUUAAAGAAGUGACUUGUAUGGCCCAGCUAGCUGCAUUUCAUCCAGACUGAAAUACAGUGAAUGCAGAAGUCAGUGGCUUUUCUUUUCCCACUUCUUUGGUGUAAGAUCUACCUUGAGCAGUAUUGAUUUACCUAGGUAUGGGGCAGGGGUUCCUGAUAUGAUUAGAGCAACAACUUGGGGGGAUUAACUCUGUGACAUUUUCCAGCUCUAAAUUGCCCCUCAAUGCUAUUAUUAGCCAAGUUUCAGCCCACAUCGCCCUAUUCCUGGGCUAACAGCAGCUUCAGAUGCCAGUUUAUGUCAAGCAUGGGGAAAGGGGGAGGUUAAAUACCCCCACUGCCUCUGCUCUGAUAAAAUUCAGGCAGCCCCAUUACUACAAACGAAGUAUGGAUCUCCCACAUGCUUGGCCCUUGAUAGGUUGUCAGUGGAUGGAACAGGGAGGCCUUACUGAGAAAGAUGCAGUGGCUUAUCCAUGCCCUGUCUUCUGUAAACGAAUGCAGAAAGGCAGCCAAGGGACACCACUAGAAACCCCGCAGAAUUCCAGGGCUUUUCUGCAACUGUUACCAAAGAUGGGCUUAAAUCCCUACAUGAUUCAACUUGAGUAAAAUUGUAGUUUUACUCUCCAGCCCCAAGAUACCAUCUUACCCUCUCCCCUUUUGUUCUUGUCUGGAAGUUCCAUUAAAACAAGGUUGACUGCUGUAGCCCAUAUAUGUUUUUGGCUUAAUCCUACGAAGGUAAAACUUAACGGUGGCACCUUGACUGCGAGUGUUAUCACAGUAGUAGUAUUUUAGGUGCAUGGUGGGCACGCAAACUGACAGGCAUCCACCAUGGGGGUGAUGGGACGACAUUCCUUAGGCAGGUUGUAGAAGGAGAGCAAGAACCAUUCUAUGUCACAUCAUUCCCCACUCUUCCCCACUUAUGAAAAGUGAAGAUGCAAAAGAGUCGCUUAACCCUUCCAUCUCUGAUCCUUUCUGCCAUUUAUUCUGUAUGUUAGGUGUGUCAUGAAAUCUGAAUUAUUUAACUAUGCUGUGAACAAAGACAAAACUUGUAUUCAACCAAAAAUCGUUUUUUUACUCUGUCAAGCUGUAUCCCUUUUUCCCUCAGCAGCUCUGUACUUGUCUAGAAUCAGGGUUGUGAUGUUUUAGGCCUUAAACAUUUCAUAGUUUCCUUCAGAACAAAGAUGUAUUUUGGUUUCUUAAGUAUGGAAAGAAAUGAGACGUCCAGAAACAUUUUUAACCACACUUGCCCUGGAAGACUUAAGAGUUUUUCAAGACCGGUUUUAUCAGGAUAUCCCUUCUUUUUAUAUAUGUGCACACAUGUGUUCUUCCUUCCUAUCUUCUUAGCAAUUUGAUUUCUUUAAUUAUCUUAUUUUUAUUUGUAUUUCUUUGUCCAGUAAUUCUAACCUCAGUGGUAUCUUUUGAAGGUUUAAAGUGUGAAAAUCGGACAACCAUAAAGCAACUCAGUUGCUUUCUUUCUAGUCUGACAUUGAUAGUAUACAGUGAAGUGUACAAAACAUGGUAUUCAAUUAAAUUAUUGGAACAUGUAACAUAAGUGUUUACAAAUAAAACUGUGUUGCUGGUCA
Messenger RNA from Varanus komodoensis (Komodo dragon), 6876 nucleotides. RefSeq names its product family with sequence similarity 91 member A1 (gene FAM91A1). Gene Ontology annotation, cellular component: trans-Golgi network; cytoplasmic vesicle. The record is from RefSeq and is a predicted model, not a curated record. Gene Ontology annotation, biological process: intracellular protein transport. NCBI's taxonomy places the organism in Eukaryota, Metazoa, Chordata, Lepidosauria, Squamata, Varanidae. The transcript is spliced from 24 exons. The coding region runs from base 152 to 2695 and encodes 847 amino acids.